GCAUACAAGCGAGCAAUGCUAAGUGUGACCAAUCAGAGAGCAGGGACAGAGAAGGUUAGAAUAAGCCUGUCCCAAAAGGAGCCUGAUGUCACCACUGGGGGAAAUGCUCAGCAUAAAGCCCUGGGAGUGACCAGCUGGGAGGUGCAGAUUCCCAGGCAGGACGCCUUCGAUAGGCUCAGCCUCAGCCCAGUCACUCUGACCAACAUACUGAGGGACGCUGGGCACCCUGAGUCACCAUGGGCAACGAGAACAGCACCUCGGACCACCAGGAAGACGCUGUUUCAUACAACACCGUCCUGUGGCCUCCAAACCCUGACCCUCCACAGGCCUGUCUGUCGUCGGGUGACCUGGGACUGCUUUAGAGAGCCACUCCACCCUGAAGGUGGCUGCCAGAGGACUUCUUCAGUUCAGAGUCUAAGAUCACUGCAGCCACCCGGGAACAGUCAAACUCCACAGAAGCAAGGAGACUCACCUGGAUCCGGCGCUGCAAGCACUGGGCUUGGAGCCUCCUGCUCUGCUUCUGAAAGUGUUGCCAGCCUGGAUCCGAGCACUGUGUCCCCAGAGGUGACUAAGCCAGGGGAGCACCCACAGGAAGCCAGGGACCCAGAAGAUUCUCCACUGCCCAGAUCAUCUCUGCCCUGGGAACAGCCGUACCCCUCAGCCUCCAUGCCUUUCACGGAGGGCCUCUCAGAAGGUUGCUUGGCAAACUCAGAAGCGGAAGUACCUGAAGAUGGUCCCCUCACAAAUCACCUUAGAGUGGAACCCUCCCCCAACGGGCCAGGGGAUAUCUUACUGACAUUUACUCCUGAAGUGGAUGGCCCCGCACAGCGCACAGUGGCUGCCAGAACCCCCAGUGCUGAAGGAGACCAAGAGCUGAAGGAAGAGGGACAGAGCUCAUCCUCCAGUUGCACUGGCCAAUCGCCAGGAAUUUCCUUCGUUCCUCUCCAGGAGCCAAAGACAGAGCUGCUCUAUGGAAAGGGUGACUGGCCUCGUGACUUUGAGUUCCAAAGGAAAGAUGAUAUCGACAAUUGUUCCUCCCCAGAGUCAGUCACUAAAGCCCCUGCUGCCACUCAGCCGGGGAUGCAAAAUUCAGCUGUCCUUGAGUGCCCCCCAAAACUUGAGACCAUGGUCCCACAAGAUUCAGUCCUAAGAUCCUCAGACAGUAAAAAAGGCAGAUCGGAAGUGCUACCUAUGGAUUUGGCCAAACACGUGGAAUUUCUCGGAGGCUGCCAUCCCUCUAAAGGCAACUCUGGAGCUAACCCUGGAGCAGGAACAAGCCCUGCCUCCCAGGAAAGCUGUCAGCUGAGAGUGGGAAUGCCUCUGCCAUCUGCAGAACUACCUUCAGGCCCACAAGGCCUUACCACAGCACGAGCAGACGGUGGCUCCUGGGAAGAGACUCUGGACACCAGCAGCGCUCAGAGCCAACCACAGACAGGGACAUCAGGAGCUGAGCCCCAGCAAGUUGUCUGUGUGCCAGCAGCCAGCCAGCCGGGUGGGAGCUUGCUUCUGAGCGCCAAGGCCCCUGGAUUCACUGGAACAGAGGAAAGACAUACGGCUUCAAGUCCCACUGCGCGCCUGACAGCUUGGAGUUCUACUGCCUCAGAAGAACCCACGGAGGCUGUUUCUGAGACGAAGAUGUCAGUUUCUGCAGAUCUGGCUGCCACAGGACAGAUGGGUCCAGGGGUGGUGGAACUGAAGCCAACAUCAGAUCUUAGAAGAACACAAGAACAACCUCCUGAAGGUAGCUGCCUCCAGUGGGUUCCUGCGCCUUUCUUGCAGGGGCGAAAUGAUACAAUCCAAGAAGGGCUGUUGCUGCCACCUUUCUCCCAUCAGGUUUCAAAUGAAAGUUCUAGAAGGUCAAUGGGACCAACUGAUGAUCCCAAGGCCUCCAAGAAUACUGAAAAUAGAGUUGUGGCUAGAGAGGAAAGCAUACCGCAUGGAGACAACCGUAAGGGACAGCAAGAAGCCACCAGAGCCCUUGCUGGUACAGAGCUUAGGAACCAUGACAAAGAGAAGUCUCAUGCCUUUCGUGCCAAGCCCCGUGGGGACACUGAGAAAGAUGACAUUUCAGAGCUACACAGUAAUAAAGAGAACAAGAUUGUCCCCAGCUCGGACUCAACACAGCCACCUAGGCAGGAGGUUGCUGAAUCCCAUAUGACCGACACAGCUACCUCACUGCACGAAGUCCACGAGGAGGACCCCAUCCUGUCCUCCGCAUCGGAUGGAACUGGUGAGCACUUUCUUCCCCAAGAUGCCAUCUGGGAAAGUUCAAGAUUGCAGACUGAAAGCUCUGUCAUGCUUCAGGCCAGGGGAGGAUUGGAAGCAACAGAGUCACUUCCUGUUUUAGAAUCUGAGAAAGCGGAUGCCCUGCCUGCUACAGCUAUGGAGGAGGAGGCACCCAGAGCUGCGGAGAUGGAGGAUGUACUGGAAGUAAAGAAGGACCACUCACCCUUGCAUCAGCCCUACAGCUGUGCCGGGCAAGGCUUGCCGAUGUCCCCAGGCCAACCUUGUGGGCUGGAGAAGGUUGAACCUGGACAGGAAGAUCAUGCUGAUACGUCAUCUCCCCCCAAUGGGAAAAAUUCAACAAUAGGCGACGGACUUACCGUGCCCCGUCUGGAACAAGACGGUCAGAGAAAACUGUCCUGCCCAGAGGCCAGUCUCCCACCACCUUUACAGAACCCUCUCCUGUCAUCUCAACUAGACCCAGAUGCAGCCAUCUCUGCUGUUCUCUGUGACAAGGACCAGUCACCUACAAAUGGGCAAAGGGCUUGUCUGUGUGGCCCAGGUCUGAAGGAGCAGAGUACAGAUCCUUCUCCAAUCCCAGUGUCUGAGGAAGGGAAGCCUUGGGCAGACGUGAGCUUGUCUACUCAAGGAGGAAAGGAACAGGGGUCAGAACUUCCCUCCAAAGGCAGCCUGUGCGAUACUCCAAGUUCAUCACCCAAGGGUACAGUUCUGGGAGGGGCACCGUCAGAGAUGUCAGAACUGUCAACCCCACUGGGACAAGAGCUGCCUGCACUAGGGGGAAAUGAGCAAGAGAACACGGGCAGAAACAGUCAACCCUCGGAGAUCCAGCCUCCUUCAGCCUCUCUUACAGGACACUCGGGUGGAAAGGAUAGUUUCUGUGUUGGGCAGGGGCUGAGCAAGUCCCAACAGGAGCUGGCUGAUGCUUUGCAAACAGGAAGCCAGCGUGAAGAAGCACGUUGUGGGGACUCGGGCAUUUCUGAAGCCACUGGCGUCCUGCCUCCGCCUCGGGGCUUGGAGAAGAUAGAGACAGCAAGUAGAAACAUAGCGGAGGCCCCACCUGGUCCACCUGACUCAGUAGCUCUCUUGGAUACAGCAUACUGCUCUCCAGACCCAGUGCCUACCAAUCCCGGAGUCGCACCCGCCCACGAUGCCCUAGUGAGCGAGGCCUGUGAUGAGAGCCAGAAAGAGUCGGUCCCACAGCUGGAUAUGGAGCAGCGGGCCACCUUAGGUCCAGAAGAACAGAGUCCUCUUGGAAGUUUCCGGAGAGCAGAGGAACAAGAUAGUAAAGAAGGAUCAGCAGAGGUGAGUGUCGAUGCCAGCGACGGAGACCCCAAGAUGCAGCAGGCGUCAGAGGCACCAGAAGCUGCUCUGAGUAGUGGCUUCUUCCAGGCUGACCAGAGCCUCCCCUCCACCCUGAAGGAGCCACGCCAGCCUGCGAAGCUUGAGCCCAGCUGUGGGGAUGCUUUGCUGCCAGCUGGAGAAUCGAAUGGGAUUCCCAGAAGUACUGUGGGUGUUCUGACACACCGCGCUGUUUCAGGCCCACAGAGCCUUCUGCCGGCUGAACCACCUGAAGAGACUGUGCCUGACACCCCUUACCUGCAUAUCAGUGGUGCUGCCAAGAAGGAUGCCGAAGAUGCUAGCAUGAGAGCUGUUUUCUCUGAGGACCCCGGAGCACCUCAUGAAAGUCCUAUAAAGGAGCCUCCACCUGUGGAAAACGACACCCCUGGAAAGAGCCCUGCUGUCUCCUUCACCACAGACUUGCAACCAGGAACUGCACAUGGGGAAAUCUCCGUAGCAGGGGAUGGCGAUGGUAUCCCCCAAGCUGGAACCACUGAGGGACAUGUGAGUCUCACGCCCUACCUGGACAGGAUGCCUCUCCUGGUGAGAGAUGAGCAGGUGGCAAGAGAGAUGCAUGUGGCUGCCACCCCAGAAACAAAUGCUAGGCCCUCUGAGACUGCAGUGUGCCCUGCCAGCGAGGAAGCAGCAGGAGAGACAGGGGGCAGCAGAGAAAGGGCAGUAGAACUUACCCCAGACCUGAUGGUUGUUACAUCAGGUAGUGAGGGUGCAAGCUCCAAGCAGCCCAGCGUAAUCAAGGGGCUUCCUGACUUCAGGGAGCACAUCACCAAGAUCUUUGAGCAGUCUGUGUUUGGAGCCCUGGCUGCUGAUCGGACCCAUAGUGUGCCUAGUAAAAAGUCAGGAGUUCCAAGCAGUAUGCUGGUUGAGGGCCCCGUGAUCUCACUGGACUCAGGGAAGCUUCCAGAUGGGGUGCAAGGAAUGGCUGCUGCCCCUCUCCCUGUACCUCCUGUAGGACUCCAGGUGGAGAAGAAGCAAGAGUCAGGUGUCAAGGCUGAGGUUUCUCAUCCAGUUCCCCAGGAUCCAGCACCAGAGAAGCUGAUGGGUCUGGCGGAGGCAGCCUUGGAGGAGAGCCUGCCAGGUGCCAUUGUUGAAGGAGAGGUGACCCGUGUCCCACUGACAGUGACAAGUGAGAGGCUAGAGGGGACUGGGGAGCCUGGCCAGGGAGCUCAGGCUCACACACAGCAGGCAAGAAGCAGGCAGGAAUUAGUUGUGGGUCUUCCCUCUUCUAAAGCUGUUCAGGGGGUACCUGCAGAACCAGCUCCUGGCUUCCCUGUGGAUCCCCAGAGUCAUGCAGAUGCAGAUGAGGCUUCUUCUCAAGGUGACAAAAGCCAUUCUGUAAAAGAGUACCUGGAAACGCUGCCCAGCAACAGUCCACACGGAAUAAAUGGUGCCCAGGACUCUGUCCACACCAAGGGUCCAAGUAAUCUAUUAGGAUCCACCUGUGCCCUGGAUGGCUCCUCUCCUCAUGGAAGUGUUUUGAAUAUGCCCGAAUCCAACAGUGAGCCCUGGAUCCCUUCCACACUUGGGGGUGAGAGACAGCUGGAAGCUGCUGUCUGUACCUCAGAUAAGCAAAACGUGCUGGAAAACCAGGAUGGCCCCAAAAUGUUGGCUAGAGAAGUGUUGGCGAUUCCCCUGGGGCCUAGCAACAUGGCAGGAGCUGCUGAGGAAGCAGAAGGUGAUGUCACCCCAAGCAGGCCUGAGACGUGGGCAGAGGUGUCUGGUGACCUCCUUGAAACAGGUACUACAAGGAUGCUUCCCCAUGAGGCAGGUGACUCAGCACCGCCUGGGAGCUAUCGGGAUUCAGGAUGCUCCAACAGGACUCAGGUGAUGGAGGACACAGCCACCCUUCCAGGGGACAGCCAGGUUGGAUGCCAGCAGGCCAAGGAACCGCUGGGCCCUCAACUCCCAGCUCCUUACGGGAAGACGAGUGUCUCUUCCCCUCCAGAGCCUGAUGAAAGCAGUGACGAGAAGCUGCACCUCCUGGCUCCAGAAGUCCUCACUGACAGAAAGAGCCCAGGGCCUGGUUCAGCCACCUCACCUUCAGUUCUCGAGAUACACGCUCCGAAAGGCUCUUCAGCAGAGACCAGAGACUUGGGAGGAGCAGAAAGCAUCCCUGGAACCAAUGAUGUCAUCCAGUCAGCUGCUCCCGAAGACCUGGGACACCCACCCUUAGCUGAUUCUUCCCGCUAUGGUGUUACUGUCAGCUCAGUCUCUACACAUCUGACAGUCCAGAGCACCUCCCCAUCUGCUGCCCAUGCAAGUCUUGCUCCUGUGGCCUCAGAACAUGCAGCCUUGGCUUCCGCCGCAGCUGGUCCUGGAGUAGAAACCCCCACUGCCUCCUGCCAACACCUGGCCAAGAACAUAAACAGGAGUUCCGACUCUGAGGAAGCCUUUGAGACCCCCGAGUCAACAACCCCUGUCAAAGCUCCACCAGCUCCUCCCCCUCCACCCCCUGAAGUCACCCCGGAGCCUGAGGUCAUCGAACCACCAGCCCCAGAAGAACCAGGAUGCAUUUCUGAGCCGGUCGUGGUUCCCGAUGGCCCUCGCAGCGAGUCCGUGGAAGGAAGCCCUUUCCGUCCUUCGCACUCCUCCUCGGCGGUGUUCGAUGAAGACAAGCCGAUAGCCAGCAGCGGGACAUACAACUUAGACUUUGACAGCAUCGAGCUGGUGGAUAACUUUCAGAGUUUGGAGCCAUGCUCUGCCGACUAUAAGGGUCAGGAGUGUAAGGUGAGCACGCGGAGGAAAUCCACCGAGUCCGUGCCACCCUCCAAGACCACGCUGUCCCGCUCGCUCAGCCUGCAAGCCAGCGACUUCGACGGUGCUUCGUGCCCCGGCAGCCCGGAAGCUGGGACCCUUGCCACAGAUGCGUGUGGCACAGGAUCCAACAGUGCUUCUAGCACCCUUAAGCGAACUAAAAAAACACGGCCACCUUCCUUAAAAAAGAAACAAGCUACCAAGAAACCCACAGAAACCCCCCCAGUGAAGGAGACCCAACAGGAGCCAGGUGAAGAGAGUCCGGUGCCCAGUGAGGAACACUUAGCACCAGAGACAAAGACAGAAUCGGCCACACCUGAGGGCACUGGUUGCACCUUGUCAGAAGAGACAUCUCUGGAGUCUGCUGCUGUGCCCACAGCUACCUGUCCUCUGACUUUGGAGAGUGUGGAAGACGUUAGCCCUCUGGUUUCUGGAGGUGGCAGAGUGCAGAACUCACCCCCUGUGGGGAGGAAAUCAGUGCCUCUUACCACAGCCUCUGAGGCAGUGGAGGUGACGCUGCCGGACGGUGGGGGGCAAGAGGACUUGCCUGCCAAAGGGCUGUCAGUGAGGCUGGAGUUUGACUACUCUGAGGACAAGGGAAGUUGGGAGAGUCAGCAGGAGAACGCCCCUCCCACCAAAAAGAUAGGCAAGAAGCCAGUUGCCAAAAUGCCCCUAAGGAGGCCAAAGCUGAAAAAGACCCCAGAGAAACUGGACAACACUCCUGCCUCACCUCCAAGGUCCCCUGCUGAACCCAGUGACAUCCCUAUUGCUAAAGGUACCUACACCUUUGAUAUAGACAAGUGGGAUGACCCCAAUUUUAACCCUUUUUCCUCCACCUCGAAAAUGCAAGAGUCUCCCACACUGUCCCAACAAUCGUACAACUUUGACCCCGACGCCUGUGAAGAGUCCCUUGACCCCUUUAAGGCAUCCUCUAAGACCCCCAGUUCACCUUCUAAAUCCCCAGCCUCUUUCGAGAUCCCAGCCAGCACCAUCGAAGCGGACGGGGAUGGGUUGAAUAAACCCGCCAAGAAGAAGAAGACUCCAUUGAAGACUGACACAUUUAGGGUGAAGAAGUCUCCAAAGCGGUCUCCUCUGUCUGAUCCGCCUUCUCAGGACCCCACUCCAGCUGCCACACCGGAAGCACCUCCAGUCUCUACCGUGGUCCACGCCACAGAUGAGGAAAAGUUGGCCGUCACUAGCCAGAAGUGGACAUGUAUGACAGUGGACUUGGAUGCUGACAAACAGGAUUUCCCGCAGCCCUCAGACCUAUCUAACUUUGUAAAUGAGACCAAAUUCAAUUCACCCUCGGAGGAGCUGGACUACAGAAACUCCUAUGAAAUUGAAUACAUGGAAAAGCUUGGCUCCUCCUUACCUCAGGACGAUGACACUCCGAAGAAGCAGGCCUUGUACCUUAUGUUUGACACCCCUCAGGAGAGCCCCGUCAAGUCUCCUCCGGUCCGGAUGUCGGAUUCCCCAACUCCAUGUUCAGGGUCGAGUUUUGAGGACACCGAAGCCCUGGUGAAUGCAACAGCAAAGCUCCAGCAUCCAGUCCCUAGAGGGCUGGCCUCCAAUCAGGAGCCUCUCUUGCAGCUGCCGGAAAAAUCCUCCCAGAAGGAGCUGGAGGCCAUGGCCUUGGGCACCCCCGCAGAAGCAAUUGAAAUCACAGCUCCAGAGGGUGCCUUUGCCUCUGCAGAUGCCCUCCUCAGCAGGCUGGCCCAUCCUGCUUCUCUCUGUGGUGCACUUGGCUAUCUGGAGCCUGAUUUAGCAGAAAAGAACCCCCCAGUAUUUGCCCAGAAACUUCAGGAGGAAUUAGAGUUUGCUGUCAUGCGGAUAGAAGCCUUGAAGCUGGCCAGGCAGAUCGCCCUGGCUUCUCGCAGCCGCCAGGACACCAAGAGGGAAGCCACUCACCCACCAGAUGUCUCCAUCUCCAAAACUACCUUGUACUCCCGCAUCGGGCCCACCGAGGUGGAGAAACCCCCAGGCCUUCUGUUCCAGCAGCCAGACCUGGACUCUGCACUCCAAGUUGCCAGAGCAGAGGUCAUCGCCAAGGAGAGAGAAGUCUCAGAGUGGAGGGAUAAAUAUGAAGAAAGCCGGCGGGAAGUGGUAGAAAUGAGGAAAAUCGUGGCUGAAUACGAGAAGACCAUCGCACAGAUGAUCGAGGAUGAACAGAGAGAGAAGUCCAUCUCCCACCAAACCGUGCAGCAGCUGGUGCUGGAGAAGGAGCAAGCCCUGGCUGACCUGAACUCUGUGGAGAAGUCUCUGGCUGACCUCUUCAGGCGAUACGAGAAGAUGAAGGAGGUGCUGGAAGGCUUUCGAAAGAAUGAGGAGGUGCUGAAGAAGUGUGCACAGGAGUACCUGUCCCGCGUGAAGAAAGAGGAGCAGAGGUACCAGGCCCUGAAGGUGCAUGCAGAAGAGAAACUGGACAGAGCCAAUGCAGAGAUUGCCCAGGUUCGAGGCAAGGCCCAGCAGGAGCAGGCGGCCUACCAGGCUAGCCUGAGGAAGGAGCAGCUUCGAGUGGAUGCUCUAGAAAGAACGCUGGAGCAGAAGAAUAAAGAGAUAGAAGAACUCACCAAGAUUUGUGACGAACUGAUUGCCAAAAUGGGGAAAAGCUAACUGUGGACCAAGUGCUUGGCCUUGGCUGUUGUGUGCAAUACGACCGUCGGUACACUGUUGUCCUUCCGAUUCCGUGGACGGGUUCUCCUUUCACUUUCGUAUGCACUACUGUGUCCUCUUUCUAAAUAAGGUUGGUUUGACCGUAUGCAGUGCCGAGACCUACCAGGACUCCUUGCUAUCUGUUUGCAUUUUCUAGUAUAAUUCGUAGCAAGUUGACCUCGGAGUUCCUGUACCAGGAGGAUCAUCAGACUCUCUAAUAGAAUACGAAUUGCUGACCUUGGCCUUGCCUUUUGGCGAGCAGCAUCUGAAGUGACGUGAACACAUGCAGCCUGCAUCGGGACUCUUGCCUUAAGGAGUGUACAAUUGACCCACAUUUGCUGGUUUGAUUUUUUUAAAAAGAAUGCAUGUUUCAAAUAAAAUUCUCUAUUGUAAAUAAAUUUUUUUCUUUGAGUCUUGGCA
Molecule: messenger RNA, 9426 nt
Organism: Rattus norvegicus (Norway rat)
Lineage: Eukaryota; Metazoa; Chordata; Mammalia; Rodentia; Muridae
Source: RefSeq, a predicted model, not a curated record